Messenger RNA from Bipolaris victoriae FI3, 714 nucleotides. RefSeq lists its product as hypothetical. NCBI's taxonomy places the organism in Eukaryota, Fungi, Ascomycota, Dothideomycetes, Pleosporales, Pleosporaceae. The coding region runs from base 1 to 714 and encodes 237 amino acids. The transcript is spliced from 4 exons. The record is from RefSeq and is a predicted model, not a curated record.
AUGCAACAGGCCCAUCAAACUUCGUGGGAGGUAAUUCAAAAUGCCUGGGAUGCUGACAGAAAUAACGAGGCAGCCAUCAGAAAGGCAACUAAAGAAAUAGCCGGGGCUACUGCAACAAUUGAACGGAUGUUCGAGGAAGCUCUCGUUGCUGCAGUAUCUCGAGCGAAAAAUAUACGCAACGACUCGUCUGGUGAAGACAUUUGGGAAGCAAUGGUAGCUACACGCAAACUGCUGCUACUAUAUCCUGACCUGAGGAACGGCUUAAGGAAACUUGAGUCCAUACUGAAGUUGAAGCAGGACAGUACGAACAAGAAAAUAGGAGCCGCAGCUAUUACAGGCGGCAUAGUUGCUCUGUAUGCAGCAGGCUUUUUCUUGGGGCCCCCUGCCAUUGCAGGCUGCUUUCUCUACAGCUGGGUGACGGCUGGCGCCGCUUCCACCGCUCUCGGCAUAGGCGGCAUUCUUGGUGGUGGAACAGCCCUCGUAGCUGGGCCAACAGCGGUGUAUAACCAUUCAUCACAGGUCAGUAGAUACGUGGAAGGGUCGCUAACAAGUUUCGAUACGUGCAGCAAGACAACUAAGGAAGUCUUUCCAAAAUUCAAUCAUGAAACUUCACUUCCUCAUAACUGUCUGUUGGAUGGAGAAGAUCUGGCAUGUGGAUAUGGAGGCAAUCUCGGUGGCCAGAAAGGAAGAUUAUCUGAGAAGUCUUGGCGUUAA